AUGAGAGUGGUAAUAAUAUUGUCAGUGGUGGCGGCAAUUGCUGCAGAAGCACCUUACCACCUCCCACAACCGGGGCCCCAAGCGCCAUCUUUUAAUUUACCAGCGCCACAACCAGCACCCGCCUUCAUAAGACCGCAACCCCAGCCAGCCCCGCAGUUUAUUCAGCAAGCGCAAUCAAACAAUGGUUACCACUAUCAACAGCCAAAUAUAGCACCGGUUUUCGUUCAACAGCAGCCGGCCCCAAGACCAGUAUAUGUGCAACAACCUCAACUAUUACCCCAACCUGCCCCUCAACCUAUUUUCAUAUCGCAACCUCAGCCGCAGCCGCAGCCACAGCCCCAAACAUCGUAUGGAGUGCCACAAUCACCGCAAAUCUAUAACCCACCUCAGCAAAUAUACCAACAACCACAACCGAUAGCUCAUCAACCACUCCCAAUCGUACCACAGCCACAGCCCUCUUACCCACAGCCUCUUCCAAGCUACCAACAACCAAUUUCUUAUCCACAACCCUCAUACCAACAGCCCCAACCGGCUCCUCAGCCACUGCCGUCCUAUAGCUACCCACAACCACAACAGCAACCGAUAGCACCGCAGCCAAUCCAGCCUUUGCCUCAACCUCUCCCAAUAAUAUCCCAGCCUCAGCCUCAGCCACAGCCACAGCCACAAUCGGGGUACUCUUACCAACAACCAUCUGCCCCCGCUCCCAUUCUUUCCCUACAAUCACACUCCAGUCAAUCUGCUUUGUCAAGCUACCAAGCGGAUUCGAACCAAUAUAACAACGCGCCAGUAUCCCAGAACAGUGCACCGGUAAACAGUUAUCAAGCUGAUCUAUCCCAGUACAAUAGCCCACAGCAGCAACAAACACACAGAGAAGCCCUCGACGACCAUGUGGUUAACCAAGUCCAAAAUAUAAUUAGGGAUAAUGAACAUUCAACGGCAAGGGACAAGGGUUAUUUGUCACUGGUAUCAGGAGUCAGUCUAGAAAAUGCCCAACCUAGCAUAGAAAUCUCAUCCUUUGUACAAAACUCUCGUUUGCAAUCUUCAACUUCAUCUUCAUCCGGAUCUAGUCAGGGUUCAUCAUCUCAGCUCAUUUCAUCUCCCUCAGGCCCAUCGUCUGAUUAUGGAUUACCAUCAGUGAGUCAGUCGAGCAGCUCUGGAAGUAGUUUUGGGUUCUUACCACAAAACAAACCAGCUACUUCCUACGGGGUACCUAACUGAUAAUAAGUUAUCUAUUAA
Molecule: messenger RNA, 1236 nt
Organism: Zerene cesonia (dogface butterfly)
Lineage: Eukaryota; Metazoa; Arthropoda; Insecta; Lepidoptera; Pieridae
Product: alpha/beta-gliadin clone PW1215-like
Exons: 2
Coding region: 1-1218 (405 amino acids)
Source: RefSeq, a predicted model, not a curated record